Molecule: messenger RNA, 5033 nt
Organism: Carassius carassius (crucian carp)
Lineage: Eukaryota; Metazoa; Chordata; Actinopteri; Cypriniformes; Cyprinidae
Gene: ptpro
Product: protein tyrosine phosphatase receptor type O
Exons: 27
Coding region: 266-3949 (1227 amino acids)
Biological process (GO): negative regulation of canonical Wnt signaling pathway; peptidyl-tyrosine dephosphorylation involved in inactivation of protein kinase activity; podocyte differentiation
Cellular component (GO): GABA-ergic synapse; plasma membrane; glutamatergic synapse
Molecular function (GO): protein tyrosine phosphatase activity; cadherin binding; Wnt-protein binding
Source: RefSeq, a predicted model, not a curated record
CGCCCGAGACAGAAACCCGCUGCUGCGCUUCAUUAGAGCCUCGGUGGGUCUCCAUCAUUCAUCCGUCCCACAGAGCCGAACCACAGACCGAUACCGAGCGCACGGAACCGGCAGAUGGACGGAACGCUCGCGAUCUGACUGACGGCGGAAGCUCAACUCGUUCAUCUUCGGCUAGGUUCGGCGCUCCGGUCGCUGUUCGAUCGCUCGCUAUUGUUCGGAUGCGCGAGGCUGGCAAUCAAAGAGCCCGAUCGUUUCCCGACCGAACAUGAGUUCUGCUCUCCGCUGGGUUUUAUCGCUGUGCUUCAUCAUCACCAUCAUCAUCAUUCAGCAUGGGGCUCCGUUCCAGGUGGCUUUGCAGGAGGACAGCCGGAUGCUGCUGUCGCUGGACGCUGAUGACGUGAGACCUGAUGCAUCCGUGUAUUCGGUGCGUGUUUCCGGAGAGCCGCACACGCACACGCUUCUGUUCACGCGACCCGUUGACGGUCAGAUGCUUCCUCAUCCGCUCCAGUUCAACGCCUCGUACCACGGCCUGUGUUACUCCAUCAGUCUGAUGCUCGGGAACGACAGCAGCGCGUCCAGAGCCGUCAGAACCGUCCCUGUGCUCACCAAGCCUCUUCCUCUAGACAGCGUUGAGAUGUCUGAUUACAGUCUGGCUCCAGAGACCGGCGUGGUGUUUCAGAUCCGUUCUCCAGACAGGAACAUCUUCACUAGAGUAAACAUCAGCUACAUGGAGGGCCGUCAGCCUCGCUACAUGCUGUAUAAAGAUUUCCUCAAAGGGAAGACGGUGUUCAAGCACUGGCUGUCGGGCACGUGUUACACCAACAUCAGCUUCCAGCUCGUCUCAGAGGCCACAGUGAACAGGAGCACGCUGGUGAGCCGUAGUGACGUUACCCACGAGCCCCUGCACCACCGCACCGUCCCGAAUCCUCCUCUCAACGUGUCGCUCAAAAUCAUCCACCUCAGCGUUCGAGGAGCAUCUGGAUCUAACGUUCUGAAGGUGUCCCACAAUGCAUCAGUGCUCCGGCAGGCACGUGACGCUCCUGCGGCUGAAGAACAGGAAGAGGAAGUGAACAGUGUGGAGAUGAGCGUCACGCAGACGCCGCUAAACAACGUCACCGUUUACAGCAGCACAGCCGAACCCAACAGCACUGAGCUAAUGUGGGCGGAGCCAACAGGAAGCCCCACCCACAACGAGGAGGAGGAGGGGUUUGUGAACGCGCUGGUGCCGGAAUAUGAGGACUCUAAUGAGCCAGGGUCAGCGAUGGACGUGACCUUUGAACCCAGUGUGACACCCAAGCCGCUGCCGCCGUUCCUUCUGGAGCUGCGCUGGUCACCGCCGCGGCCGCCCGCCACUUACGACGGAUUCAACAUCUACAUCUACCACGACGGAAACUCCACAGAGACGGCGACGGUGGAUGAGAACACACACGAGUUCUUCACUGAGCUCUCAGAAGCAGGAACAUAUCGUGUUCACGUCACAACACUGAGUUCAUCUGGAGACUGUGAGACCAGAGAGAGUUCAGCCCACAGCGGACUCACCUUCUACCUGAGUCCGGCGGGUGAGUGGAUGGAGCAGCCUCAGGAGCGUCCACAGGCGGUCAGUGUGAAGAUGCUGGACUCCAGUACUGCUGCUGUGUCCUGGGCUCCGUCUCGUCACAGAUAUAACGGCAGUCUGAUCUCGGUGCUGUCUCUCACCUGUCUGCGGCCGAGCAUCAACCAGCGCAUGGAGAACACCUACUGCUCCGAGGAGAACAUCACCAGUGACAUCAUCAGCAGCCUGAUGCCCGGUGCUCAGUACAAAGUGGUGGUUUAUCACACGAACGGGCCGCUGGUCAGUCCCCCGUCUGAACCGGUCAUCAUCGACAUCGAGCCAACAGGUGUGCGUGAUCUGGUGGUUUAUCCGCUCAGUCCCAGUACCGUCAUCCUCAGCUGGCAGCGGCCGUAUAACGUGGCCUUCAAGAAGUACGUUCUGCAGACCUUCUUCUUCAACUCGGCCACGCAGACGUCUCAGUGGAGCACUUACUACGAGAUCGCCGCCACCGCGUCCGUCAUCGCCUCUGUGAGAGUGACGGAUCUGCUGCCGGCCUGGUUCUAUAACUUCCGUGUGACGAUGGUGACGUGGGGCGAACCGUCGCUGAGCUGCUGCGAUGCUUCUACCGUCAGCUUCGUCACAGCUCCUGAAGCUCCUCACAUCUCGUCGGUGGAUUACGCUCACGGGACGCUGUUCGUGCGCUGGACUUACGGCGAUCUGUUCACCGAUCUCUCACAUUCGCGGAUGCUACACUGGCAGCUGACGGUCGAAGGGAAGAAAGGCGCGAGGAGACGCUACUCCAUCGACGUGACUCGUAACAUGAUGAAGGCAUCUCUGACUCUUCCUCCUGGAGACAUCUACAACCUGACCGUCUCCGCCUGCACCGAGACGAGCCGCAACACGUCUGCGCCGCACAUCAUCAAACUCGAACCGGCUCCUCCGAAGUCGCUGUACGCACUCAACGCCACAGACUCGGCCGUCACGCUGCUCUGGACGGAGGAAGGCAUCGUGGACUUCUAUCAGGUCCUCUGCAGACCGCUGCGGGUCAACAGAGAUAGCAAAAAGGUGCGAGAGCCACUGCUGACCGCUGCUCAUGUUGUGACCAUAUCAGGACUUCAACCGUCCACUUCAUAUAACUGUAGUGUGAUCAGCAGCAGCUACAGCAGCAUCAGUGACCCGGCGUACAUCACCAUCAGCACGACCGUGCGCGAGAUGAACCCGAGUGUGGCGGCGAUCUCUGCGCUGGCGGUUCUCAGCGUUCUGCUCAUCGUUCUGCUGGUGCUCUUCCUGCUGGUGCUGCGCAAGAAACACAUGGAGCUGAGCCGGGAGUGCGGCGCUGAGACCUUCGUGAAUUUCGCCUCUUUCGAGCGAGACGGGAAGCUGCCGUAUAACUGGCGCAGGAGUCUCUUUGCGUUCCUCACGCUUCUGCCAUCCUGCCUUUGGACUGACUAUCUUUUGGCCUUUUAUAUUAAUCCGUGGAGCAAAACAGCGCUGAAGAAGAGGAAACUAACCAGUCCAGUUCAGCUCAGUGAUUUCGAUGCUUACAUCAAAGACAUGAGCAAAGAUUCGGCGUACAAGUUCUCGCUGCAGUUCGAGGAGCUGAAGAGCGUGGGUCUGGAUCUGUCUCAUGAAGCGGCCGAUCUGCCCGUCAACAGACCCAAGAACCGCUACACCAACAUCCUGCCCUAUGAUUUCAGUCGAGUGAAGCUGAUCUCUCUGCACAACGAUGAAGGCUCUGAUUACAUCAAUGCAAACUUUAUUCCCGGCUAUAACUCUCCGCAUGAGUUCAUCGCCACACAGGGGCCGCUGCCCGAUACCAGGAACGAUUUCUGGAAGAUGGUCCUGCAGCAGAAGUCUCACAUCAUCGUCAUGCUGACCCAGUGUAACGAGCGCAGGAGGGUGAAGUGUGACCACUACUGGCCGUUCACCGAGGAGCCCGUGGCGUACGGAGAGAUUACGGUGGAGAUGCUGUCGGAGACAGACUCGCCCGAGUGGACCGUCAGAAACUUCAGACUGGGAUACGCUGAUGAAACUCAAGACGUUCUGCACUUUAACUACACCUCGUGGCCAGAUCACGGCGUUCCGACAGUCAACGCCAUCGAGAGCAUCUUACAGUUCGUUCAGAUCGUACGGCAGCAGGUCAACAGGACCAAAGGGCCCAUCGUGGUCCACUGCAGUGCUGGAGUGGGUCGCACCGGCACCUUCAUCGCUCUGGACCGGUUGAUGCAGCACAUUCAGGAACAUGAGUAUGUGGACGUCUUGGGACUGGUGUCAGACAUGCGCUCACACCGGCUCUCCAUGGUCCAAACUGAGGAGCAGUACGUAUUCAUCCAUCAGUGUGUCCUACUUAUGUGGAAAAAGAAGAAGCAGCAGACGCACACAAGCGACGUCAUCUACGAGAAUGUCAGCAAGUCCUAAUGAAGUCCGACGCUCCUCACAUCAGUGUUGACAGACGUGCUUCAUCAACACCAGAUCCCAACCGAGCGGCGGCCGCGGAGCAGAACCCUUCACUCAUUUACUCCCAUACAAGCUCUUAUUUAGCGGACGAACGACGGAACCAAUCCGAUGCCUUAAACGAGCUGCGUGUUCUCCCGUCUCUGCAGAUCGCAGGAGAACGCCGCAGCACCGGACCCACGCCGCCUCCGUCCGCAUCUCGUCUGUAGUGUGUGAAUCUCAGGAGCAUCUGGAUGCGUGUAAAGUGUGUUUCGUGAGUUUAUAUCGCACUCUGUCUGUACUAGUGUUAGUUUCUAUGUCUCCAGAGGAGAAUGCAGAACCGGAUCCUCCUGUUGGCAUGCACAUGUAAACACGGUUCGAACCUGACGGCCUUUGAUCACUGCCACACACUGACCAUCUGCUCUGGGUGUAAAGGACAGAUGCAGAAGAUCGUAUGUGUUGCUGUGUGUAGAGAGGCUGCGCUUCUGUGAUUUCUGCUAAAGCUGGGCUUCAUCUGCAAGCGUCUGGAUGUUCACUGGAGCGGGGUUUUUGCACAGUUCAGACCGAAUCGCUCGCUGCUGCUGAAUCUGACACUGACUCCGUUGUGUUCGCUGAACGAUGCAUGCUGCAAAAUGACAGACGCGAGAUUAGUCUAAUCUUUAGGUUUAGAGCUCAAGAGUGUACGUUUCACGUUUGCCUGUUCCGCCAGACACCAGUGAGUUUACAAAUGUCUUUACAGAUGCAGAGAUGUCAUAUCAACCAAGCGUCGAGCUGUAAAUACUGAAACUAAAGAAACUCUGUAUUGUGUUUUCAAUGAACUGAUUGAAACUCUCUCUCCAGAACGGGCUUCACUUGAUGGGUUUUCUUUCAUUCAUGUCAGAAUUCGUUUGUCUUUUGGUGCCAUUCUUGUGAAUCGUGUGACUUCAAGUAGCCGAGCAAUCCACAGUUUAAUGUGUGUUCAUUUGGGAAAAAAUAAACAUUUGAGUACGUAUUCUAUUGAGCUGGAAAUGAGUCGUUUUGUGUGAUGAAUAAAUGACGUCUGUAGACCUCAGUCCAUGUGGACUUCAAA